Colletotrichum higginsianum IMI 349063 is the source of this 1284-nucleotide messenger RNA. Its product is annotated as Arsenical-resistance protein. The record is from RefSeq and is a predicted model, not a curated record. Gene Ontology annotation, cellular component: plasma membrane. Gene Ontology annotation, molecular function: arsenite transmembrane transporter activity; antimonite transmembrane transporter activity; antiporter activity. The transcript is spliced from 4 exons. Gene Ontology annotation, biological process: arsenite transport; antimonite transmembrane transport. Bases 1 to 1284 code for a protein of 427 amino acids. NCBI's taxonomy places the organism in Eukaryota, Fungi, Ascomycota, Sordariomycetes, Glomerellales, Glomerellaceae.
AUGCAUACUACUCCCCCAGACGCGAUGCCAAAAGCACGACCGACACAUUGUCCCACAAACCCUGACGUGGCCGUCAUCACUAAUGCCACCGUACCGACCGAGGAUCGAGACCGCAACGAUCCGCUUGGCAAGCCCAAAGAUCAGAGCUCGCAGGAUGAUCUUGAACAAGGGCUUGCACAGGCGGGAGACGGAGAGAAACAGGUCGCCGAGCCCGCCAUGCCCAGGCAAUCGGCUGACGAUAGAGGCUCUGCUUUCAAGGCUUUAGGCUGGCUUGACAGGCUCCUAGCUCUCUGGAUCUUUCUUGCCAUGGCCGUUGGCAUAAUUCUAGGCAAUUUUGUCCCUGACGUAGGUCCGGCUCUACAAAAAGGCAAAUUCACUGAUGUGUCAAUUCCUAUCGCCGUCGGCCUACUCGUCAUGAUGUACCCAAUUCUCUGCAAGGUGCGCUUUGAGUCGUUGCACCAGGUUUUCGCACACCGCGAAAUCUGGAGGCAAAUCGCCUUCAGUGUAUUCAUCAACUGGAUUGUUGCCCCCUUUCUCAUGCUUGGCCUAGCUUGGGCUUUUCUUCCAGAUGAGGAUGGACUUAGAGAAGGUCUGAUUCUUGUUGGGCUUGCAAGAUGUAUUGCCAUGGUCUUGAUAUGGAAUGCGCUCGCUGGCGGUGACGCCGAAUACUGUGCCAUUCUCGUUGCCAUCAACUCGAUCCUCCAAAUGGUCCUUUAUGCGCCAAUGGCCAUCUUCUUCAUCAGCAUAAUUAGUGGCGACUCGGCGGCCCAGGAAAUUUCUUACUCGACAGUUGCCACAAGCGUUGCCGUAUUCCUCGGCAUCCCCCUCGGCGCGGCCAUUAUCACUCGAUUUCUGGUUCGUCGACUAGCCAGCCCACGAUGGUUUGAUGUCGUUUUCAUGCGCUUUCUUUCGCCGUGGUCGCUUAUCGGUCUUCUGUACACGAUUCUUAUCUUGUUCGCCUCUCAGGGUCGUCAAGUCGUGCAGCAAAUUGUAUCAGUCGCUCGCGUUGCUGCACCACUGAUCGUAUACUUCACCGUCAUUUUCUUCCUCACCCUUUGGCUAUCGCGUCGCGCUGGUUUCAACUACUCGCUCUCAGCGACACAGAGUUUCACGGCUGCUAGUAACAAUUUCGAGUUAGCCAUUGCUGUGGCCGUUGCAUCCUUUGGACCGGAUAGCCAGCAAGCUCUUGCUUCUACUGUUGGGCCCUUAAUUGAGGUUCCAGUCCUGAUCGGGCUCGUGUACCUGGUCCGUUUGGUAGCUAAACGGUGGCACUUUACGGCAUAA